UAGAUUCAACAGAAACUGUCAGAAAUGAGUCAUUACAAUCAACAUAUUUUUCUUGUUUAUACUCAGAACCAACCAUACAUUGAAAAUAUGCCGCUACAAGAUGUUUUUGAGAACGUUGAAAUUCCAGCUGCGGAAGUGCCUGACCCUCAAGUGAUGGAACAGGUGUUUUCUGACGAUUCCGUGGAUCAACCACCAAAGGUGACAACCACUUCUUCCGUGAAUACAGGAAAAGGCUUGAAACGCAACAGGUCUGAAACUCAGAAACCAGCUAAACCUCGUAAGAUGCAGAAAGGCAACGACAUCGCAGAUGAUCAUGUCCAACCAAAAAAAAUGAACUUCAUUGAAUGCAUUACUGAAUUACGUAGACUGGCCUACGAAGUAAGCGACUGUUAUGAACAUUAUAAAGCUUUGAAAGAGAGACAUGAUCAAAUCAUAGACCGUGAUAUUCCAAAUAUUUACAAGGAAAUUACAGCAAGAAUGGAGCUUACAAACUCAGAACACGAUCAGAUGGGUGGAGGGUUGCACCAGAGAGGUAGAAGAAAGUGCAAGAAGUCCGCACCAGGAGAUCUGUACUGGAAAAGAAGACUUAAAUUGAUAAAAAAGGCAAGACAAACUCUUGCCAGGUCCAAAAAGUAAACAAAAACAA
This is a messenger RNA of Anolis sagrei ordinatus, 646 nucleotides long. The record is from RefSeq and is a predicted model, not a curated record. NCBI's taxonomy places the organism in Eukaryota, Metazoa, Chordata, Lepidosauria, Squamata, Anolidae.